AUGCCCCAGACCAACGAUAACGGCCGCAAGGCCAGUGUUUCGAAGAUGACCAACGCGUCGGGUGCUGAGCACCUUGCGGCCGAGGAGCGCCUCCUCGCCGAGAACCGGGCCCAACGGGCCAAAGCCAAGGCUGAGAAGGCCGAGGCUGCCGCCGCCAUUUCCCUUGGGGAGAAGAAGGAGGGGGAGAAGGAGGGGGAGAAGAAGGACGACGACGACGACGAAUACGUCGUGACCUAA
Messenger RNA from Clonostachys rhizophaga, 237 nucleotides. The record is from the annotation of a GenBank genome assembly. NCBI's taxonomy places the organism in Eukaryota, Fungi, Ascomycota, Sordariomycetes, Hypocreales, Bionectriaceae.